This is a messenger RNA of Lytechinus variegatus (green sea urchin), 2644 nucleotides long. RefSeq names its product potassium channel subfamily K member 16-like. Gene Ontology annotation, molecular function: potassium ion leak channel activity. The coding region runs from base 466 to 1767 and encodes 433 amino acids. Gene Ontology annotation, cellular component: membrane. The transcript is spliced from 3 exons. Gene Ontology annotation, biological process: stabilization of membrane potential; potassium ion transmembrane transport. The record is from RefSeq and is a predicted model, not a curated record. Lineage: Eukaryota; Metazoa; Echinodermata; Echinoidea; Temnopleuroida; Toxopneustidae.
CGCUUAGCGUUGCUAACAAGAUUGCUGCUAGGCGUGGCGCGCUCAGUUAACGUACCGUACGUGCAUCCGGCUAAUCCGAUCGAUGUGGCUCAGUGGGAAAGUUUCCAAGGCGAAAGACUCCACUAACUCGCACAGGGGCAAUUGAUUACCUCCACUGUACAUCGAGACCCAUAUACCAUACGCUCCGCCUCGGCAUACUCUUCGGACCGGCGAUUACUGGGAAGUCGGUGCUGCUCCGGGUGCUGAUCAGAUUGAAUUAUGAUGAAGGGGAGCCUAUAUUAUAACCGCACUACAGUUUAGCAGGGAGAUACAACGACUUCAUGAGCAACUUGGAUGUUAGAUGUUCAAUGUGCAUUUUGAUCAGUUGUUCCGAGACCAAUUCAGACUCACCCAAUUCGUGGAUUCGAUGAAGAAAAGUCAACGACUUUGAUUGUGCGGAGUAGUGAUACAUUCCAGAAAAUUACGAUGAAUGGACUUCGACUUUCCAUCCUCACAUUCCUCCUCUUCGUCUACCUCCUCCUCGGUGCUGUCGUGUUCCAUUUCCUGGAACAAGAACAUGAAGACAAUGUACGGAUUGAUCUGAUGGCCAUCCGUAGUCAGUUCCUUGACACCUAUCCCUGCCUUACUGAGGAUAUCCUGAUGAACUUCACCAGUAUUUUGCUCCAGGCUAGGAAUAGCGGUGUCACCAUGGAUGGCAACAGGACCAGUCCGUCCAACUGGGAUUUCAGUAGUGCUUUCUUCUUCUCGGGGACGGUCGUCACCACUAUCGGUUAUGGUGCGAUUGCUCCAAAGACAUAUGGUGGCCAACUAUUCUGUAUGGUAUAUGCAGCCUUGGGGAUACCAUAUACUGCUUGGAUAUUGGCCAGUGUUGGUUCGUUCUACGAAAAGACUAUGAAAAGUCAUAUCGGGAAAGCUGACCAAGCUCUCAAGAUGAUGGUCAAGAAAAGUAAAAUUCGUAAAGUCUUCUUGGGUAUUGUUGUUGCUGCCGUCAGCUAUACGAUAUUCCUCAUCAUCCCAGCAGUGAUUUUCAUGUUUCUUGAACAUUGGUCCUUUCACAUUGCCCAUUAUUACACAUUCAUUACGCUCACAACUGUAGGAUUCGGGGACUACAUUGCAACUGUAGACGGCCCUAUGUUGGAACAUUGGUUGUAUGAUCUAAUGGUUACAUUGUGGAAUAUUCUUGGGCUUGCAUAUCUUGCCAUCCUUAUAAGUGUCAUACGCAAAGGGGAAAUGAAAACAGAGGGCAGCUUGCGGAAGUUUCAUGCAAAAGUGUUGAAUAGACGUCAAACUUGGAAAGCUGAAAGGAAACACGAAUCAGAAGCAGUGUCGUCUAUAGAGGGUGUGAAAUUUAGAAGUUUAGCUCCAAAGAUAACUCCACGAGAUGAAAAGGAUUAUGACGUUCUUUAUACAAAAACAGGUCCUGAGCUAGGGGAUGUUAUUCUGCCAUGUUUUGUUGAUCUAGAGUCAAUGAAUACUGUUGAAAAGACAGAUGAUGUAGGUGGUGAUCAUGGCAAAGGUGACAUCUCUAAGUGUUCUACUGAAGUAGUUACAAUAGAUGGACAGAUCGUAGAGGAUAGAGAUACCAAUGAUAUGUGUAUCAUACUACAGUGUGAGAAUGUUGAAGACCUCGAUACUGUGGAAAAGGUCAUUCAUGCAGCACUAGAAGAACGAGUUCUAGCUAAAAUGGGUCUACCUCAUCAGAGCGUUUCAUUGAAAACUCAUUACAGACAGCCAAAGAUAUGUACACAGGGUACACAAACAGAAUGAAAUUUCAGGGAGCUUGUAAAGCCUGUCUAUAGCUUUGGUAUCUAAGGGUUAAUAAUGCAAAUUAUACUCAAUUAAGGCCAAGUAACAAAGUAGUUUAUCGUCCGUGUUUUUCGAGUGCAGUGAUGAGGAAAGUCCUUACUAUUUGCUAUCUUAAAAAAAAAGGAGUCAUUUUCUCGGCCCGUUUUUUAACAUCAGUGAUGAAGGAGGUCCUUACUAUUUACUAUUUUUAAAUAUAUUUUUAAUCAAGUGAUUGUCAGGCCAUGUCAGGCUUGAUUUAGGUGAUCGAUGCAUGCUCAAUAUCAGUUAUAUCAGUUCGUAGAAACAUAUAAAUUCAAUUAAUUGGAAAUCUAUGAAAAUGCAUUAAUAUGCAAUAAAAAAAUUAUUUAUGUAUUCAUUAUAAUGGUACCUACUGAUAUAUGGAUCUACAGGUACUGUAUUAUUCUUAAACAAAAUGUUCAUGUUAAAAGAAUGUUUUUAACAUUUUUUUUUUCGCUAGUAAACAGUGCACAUGGUACGCGUGAUUUUACGAAUUUGCUCAAACCCUGUUUUGGGUAAAAAUCAGCAGAUUCUGAAAUGCAUACAUGUGUUUCAUUUCAAAUAUUGAAGAAUGAAUACGAAUUGCAGACAAAUUUUGUAUACAAAAGAAUAGAAUGUAUGCUUUAAUGUCGUAUAAAUAAUUGUUUCUUUCAAAGCACGAAGUUAUGAGUGUCUGAAAAACAUCCAAACAUUUGAACGCGAUUAUCUCGAAAUCAUUUGAGCCAGUUCAUAAAAUCACUGACAACAUAUCUUCCACAUCAUUUAAGGAAUACACAAUAGGUGGUUUCAAACCGCCUCGAUCACAAGAAUCCCCGUUAAAUUACGGAACCUGUUUCGGCUA